Molecule: messenger RNA, 627 nt
Organism: Acomys russatus (golden spiny mouse)
Lineage: Eukaryota; Metazoa; Chordata; Mammalia; Rodentia; Muridae
Product: 60S ribosomal protein L17-like
Exons: 2
Coding region: 1-594 (197 amino acids)
Biological process (GO): cytoplasmic translation
Cellular component (GO): ribosome; cytosolic large ribosomal subunit
Molecular function (GO): structural constituent of ribosome
Source: RefSeq, a predicted model, not a curated record
AUGCAUCCCAAGCAGACUCGCAUCUUCUGGCUCCAGUUCUUCCUGGUCUGGACCUAUAGUAAGAAUGCCUCUUGCAGGUACACACUGCUGUGGGUCAAGACAGCGCACUUCAUAAGAUGGCCCCAUUUGCCGUUCCCACCGCUGACAGACCACAUCACCCUUCCACUCUUUAUUCGGGCCAUUGGCAAUGUCACUUUAAAGAAGCAGUGUGUGCCAUUCCGGCGGUAUAAUGGUGGAGUCGGGAGGUGCGCCCAGGCCAAACAGUGGGGCUGGACUCAGGGUCGGUGGCCAAAAAAGAGUGCUGAAUUUUUGCUGCACAUGCUGAAAAAUGCGGAAAGUAAUGCUGAGCUUAAGGGUUUAGAUGUAGAUUCCCUGGUCAUUGAACACAUCCAGGUGAAUAAGGCACCUAAGAUGCGCCGACGAACUUACAGAGCCCAUGGCCGGAUUAACCCAUACAUGAGCUCCCCCUGCCACAUCGAGAUGAUCCUCACUGAAAAGGAGCAGAUUGUUCCAAAGCCCGAGGAGGAGGUGGCACAGAAGAAGAAGAUAUCCCAGAAGAAACUGAAGAAACAAAAACUGAUGGCACGGGAAUAAAUUCUGCAUAAAAUAAAUGCAGAUAAAAGUAAA